This is a messenger RNA of Cygnus olor (mute swan), 5592 nucleotides long. It is a transcript of the gene SVOP, whose product is annotated as SV2 related protein. Gene Ontology annotation, biological process: transmembrane transport. The record is from RefSeq and is a predicted model, not a curated record. Gene Ontology annotation, cellular component: membrane. Gene Ontology annotation, molecular function: transmembrane transporter activity. NCBI's taxonomy places the organism in Eukaryota, Metazoa, Chordata, Aves, Anseriformes, Anatidae.
UGGGCCCCGCAGCUCGGCCCGCAGCGCUGCCGCCUUGUGCUUGCAGCUGGGGGGUUUCGGGGGUCUGUUAGCAAGGGGUGUGUUGGUGUCCGGGCAGCGCUGGCAGCCACAGGCAGCUCUUGAGGGAUCUCACCUCGAGGUGGCAGCUGCUGAGCGUGGCUGUGGGGCUGCUGCUGCUCACCCUCCAAGUUAAUCCUGCCGGCCUCGGGUAGCCAAGGGCCUGCCUGGUGCUCCUCGGGUGCCUGGCGUUGCUCCACGUGUGACCUGUGCCGUGACAGAAGGACAAAUAAAAUUGACAGAAGGACAAAUAAAAUUGACAGGACCAAAUCUCACACCCUUAACUUACUGGAAGAGCGGACCUUAUGUAGUAAAAAAAUAAUAUAGUUGCUGUAUGCUAAAAACAAAGUUAGUGCUUCUAUCCAAUGCAUUUCUCUCUAUUCAAAAAAUGCUAUUUUCUACCAAGCUUUUGGGAGAAGCAACCAAGAGUUUCAGUGAACACACAUUCACGGGCAGCUUUGUGGAUAAAUCUCGGCCUGGAACACUGUCAGGCUGCUGUGCUGAGGCUGUUCUGAACAAGGCCUGCAAUGACUGCUUCCCUCUAGAGCUUCAGUCCAAUAACUCCUCCCAUUCUAGACCUUAUCUACAGUAUUUUACCCAGUGAAAUAGAACAGGCUUCUUAGAUCAUAUAAAGCAUUGAACUAUGGUUCCUUUAACAUGUAUUUUCCGAAGAGGAAACACAAAUCUUGAAAAUCAGGAAUGUGUUGGUAGACCAGUUUUAUCUACCAAAGCCUUUCAUUUUUUAAUUGUUAUGGGCCUGGUUGCCUUUCAUUCCAAAUGAACUGCUGAGCUCCUCUGUGGUAACAAACGGCUGGAACGAUGCCGUUCCUCACCCCAGUCAUGUCAGCACCCAAAUCGAAGACAGGUAAAAGGGUGCACAACCGAAGAGUCAUGUCAUUUGUGCAAAUUUGUGCGUCUGGGAAGGACAAGCAGAAAAUGGCAAGGGAGGUGACAGAGAAUGGAGAGUCCGGACCUAGGCAGAAUUCACACAGGAGGCCACAGGAGAUGUGCAGUUACCUGCAGCGGAACCAAGACCCUUGUGUAGGAACCAGAAUUCCAGGGCUAGGCACAAAUACUUCAUUAAACAAUUACUCUUGCUAUUUUUAAGGAAGCUGAAACCCUAGCUAGAUCAAUUGUGAGUCCUUUCCUGUAAAUGCUGCACGCUCCUAACAUUUUCAAUAUUUAGUGUCACAAACUAAAUCUGUGUGACAGUUGAACAGCUCUUAUUUACAAACUGAAGCGUGCUUGGUUUGUCAUAGCCUGGCCAAGCUUCUGGCAUCAUCGGGUGUUCCUUGACUGGAAUUUUUGCACCUUCUUUCUCACUAUAGUGCUUUUCACCUGUCUUCUUUUGACCUUAUUGUGUUGAUUUCAGGCCAUUUCUCUAAUUUCCCAAAUGUAUUUUACAUUUUAACCAUGCCAGAAGCCUUCCAGUCCUCUUCCUAGCAUAUCUUUCCUCUUAAUUUUCUCCUGCAGGCCUUUCUCUAGAAAGGAUUCUUCUGUAAGUGCAGGCCUAAGCACAAGUCAAUUGUCUCUUUCGAUUAAAGGAGAAGGUCUACAGGGAUGAAUAUGCCAGAGUGGCAUUAUUUUCCAGGUAGGUAAGUGUGAUUUUUUACAUACUGAUCUCAUUCUGAGCCUGAGGAGCGCACACUGGGAACCCCAGUGGGGUUGCUACCAGAGGCCCCGUAUGGGACCUGUCCCCGAGCAUCUCCAGCAGGCUCAGUGACCGUGUUGGGGCUUCUCUGCCGGGCCCCUCACCGACGGGACAGUUCUGCAGCCCACCUGCCUGUGCCGGGAGCUCGGGGAAGACCCUUUGCAGCCCUCCGGGAGCAGCAGCCCACAGGGAAGCCUCCUCUGUGGUGCCCACCUCAUUUGCAGCCGGGGCCACGGGGCGAGCAUUGCCCGCAGCAGCACGGCACUGCACGGGGAGGGAGUCGCUGCUGCCUGCCGCCUCUACCCACCGUGCCGUGCCGUUCCAAGCCGUGCCACGCCGUGCUGUGCUGUUCUGAGCCGUGCCACGCCGUGCCACGCCGUGCUGUUCCGAGCUGUGCCGUGCCGUGGCCGGCCGCUCGGUGCGGGCUGCCGGAGCUGUCCAGCCGCUCGCGCCUGCCUGCCCGCAGCUCCAGCCAUCCCCGCCAUGCGAGAGCGAUGAGAGCAGCUCCUCCAGACGCAGCCCGGCAAUGGAGGAUGAUUUAUUCCAGCUGAGACAGCUGCCGGUGGUCAAGUUUCGCCGCACUGGGGAAAGUUCAAGGUCAGAAGAGGAUGCCAUUUCAGGAGAACAUGAAAUUCAGAUUGAGGGUGUUCGGACAGAGCUAGAGGCUGUCGAGCUAGAGGAUGGAGCUGCAGUGCCAAAAGAAUUUGCCAACCCAACUGAUGAUACUUUCAUGGUGGAAGAUGCGGUGGAAGCCAUUGGAUUUGGAAAGUUCCAGUGGAAGCUCUCUGUUAUUACUGGAUUAGCAUGGAUGGCAGAUGCUAUGGAAAUGAUGAUUUUAAGUAUCCUAGCUCCUCAGCUUCAUUGUGAGUGGCGAUUACCAAGCUGGCAGGUUGCAUUGCUCACAUCGGUGGUGUUUGUGGGAAUGAUGUCCAGUUCCACCCUCUGGGGAAACAUUUCAGAUCAGUAUGGAAGGAAAACAGGGCUAAAGAUCAGUGUGUUAUGGACGCUCUAUUAUGGGAUCCUCAGUGGUUUUGCACCAGUGUACAGCUGGAUCUUGGUGCUGAGGGGCCUGGUGGGCUUUGGCAUUGGAGGAGUGCCUCAGUCGGUAACCUUAUAUGCUGAAUUCCUUCCAAUGAAAGCCAGAGCAAAAUGCAUUUUGUUAAUAGAGGUCUUCUGGGCUAUUGGGACCGUGUUUGAAGUCCUCCUAGCAGUGUUGGUGAUGCCCACUCUUGGAUGGCGGUGGCUUCUCAUUCUUUCUGCCCUUCCUCUUUUGCUCUUCGCUGUCCUGUGUUUUUGGCUGCCAGAAAGUGCCAGGUAUGAUGUAUUAUCUGGAAAUCAAGAAAAAGCAAUUGCCACUUUAAAGCGGAUAGCAACAGAAAAUGGAGCUCCAAUGCCCUUGGGAAAAUUAAUUAUUUCCAGACAGGAAGACCGAGGAAAAAUGAGGGACCUUUUUACACCACAUUUUAGAUGGACCACGUUGUUACUCUGGUUUAUAUGGUUUUCCAAUGCUUUUUCAUAUUAUGGGUUAGUUUUAUUAACUACAGAGUUCUUCCAAGCAGGAGACGUGUGCAGCAUUUCCAGUAGAAGGAAAGAAGUUAAAGCAAAGUGCAGCCUGAGCUGUGAGUAUCUGACAGAGGAAGACUACACUGAUCUGCUCUGGACAACUCUGUCAGAAUUCCCUGGUGUGUUAGUAACACUGUGGAUUAUUGAUCGGAUAGGCCGCAAGAAAACCAUGGCCCUGUCCUUUGUCUUCUCGUUUUGCAGUCUUUUGCUGUUCCUCUGUGUUGGAAGAAAUGUUCUUACUGUGCUGCUCUUCAUUGCAAGAGCUUUUAUUUCAGGAGGAUUUCAGGCUGCUUAUGUUUACACUCCUGAGGUUUAUCCAACAGCCACGCGUGCUUUGGGGCUGGGAACGUGCAGUGGAAUGGCCAGAGUGGGAGCCCUCAUAACCCCGUUCAUUGCACAGGUGAUGUUGGAAUCUUCAGUCUAUUUAACACUGGUGGUGUACAGUGGAUGUUGCCUGCUGGCCGCUGUGGCUUCGUGCUUCUUGCCCAUUGAAACAAAAGGCCGUGGACUGCAGGAGUCCAGCCACAGAGAAUGGGGACAGGAGAUGGUUGGGAGAGGAUCUCAUUCCCCGGGAGUCACCAGGUCAAACUCUGGAUCACAGGAAUGAUGGGACAUGAAAUCCUGAGGAAAGAAUGGAUGAUAUGAUCAAGAUAUGUUUCACAAAAGUCCAAGCCUGAAGCAUAGAAAGCAGACCAUACUGUCACUGCCAAUGUCAUGUGUCAAACUGCAGGAACUUUUGGGUUGAGCCUAAGCAAAUUGCAUCUCUACUGCUCCUUGCUCACACUCAUAAAAACUUUGCUUCCGUAUUGAGAGGCAUUUGAUCCAGAUAUCAUUUGAAAUUUAGCAGGAAGGGUUUUUCUUAAGUUUCUUGUGCUUGCAUGGUCAGCUAUUCAGCUUAAAAUGUCCCGUGUCAAGCAAAUAGCUAACUGAAUGCCACUCAGUAUAAGCUGUAAUUAAAAUAAUGUACUCUUGAUGCCUAAAAUCAAAAGAUUUAUAUUUAUUGUGUACCUGACAUAGCACACACGGUGGAUUCCAUACACUACAGGAUAGGUUUUAUGAAUUAGAUGCCUGCCUUGCACUUUUUAGCCAUCAACAACAACAACAAAAUGAGGUAACAGCAAACCAACCAAUGCUCUCUAGUUCCCUUGCUUAUGGGUUCUGCUCCUUGAGAACUAACAGGCACUGUAAGUGAGACUGCUUGGAAUCUAUUUCCUGAAUGUUUCUGCCUCCCGAGGCAGGUAGUUUUGGUUGGUGAGGAGUGGUAUUUGUUGCAGAGACAGAACCUCAUAUGAAAAUGUAAAUCUUGAUGGUUUGGAGCAGAAAUUGACUUUUCUAACAUUGCCAGAAACACUGAACACUCUGUUUGUUGCCUGGUGAAGACUGCUUCGGCUGUACUGGUGUCUCUUUGUGUGUGGAGAUGCACGCUGUGUUUUUCUGCAUGGGUCCAGGUCUGUUUCUGCUCAAUUUGCCUAAGUAUGUUCCCGCAGUGGUGUAGCCAGAACCUUUGGUCAAGAUGCCUCAGUCGGAACAGCUGCGUGUAGCAGUUUGGAUGGAGCCGCUUUCAAGCGUCUCCCAACAGAAGCUGGUCUCCUGACAGCUGGACUGAACUUUUCGAUAGCUGCAGAUUGUACAUCGACUGCAACGUCAAGCUGGUGACAAAGGAAUGUAUCUGGCAUCAUGUCAUAAACAUAGAAAAAUCCUGGGAAGAGCCAAACCACAAUCUUCCUUGGAAGAGGAACUGCACUCCUUCAGAUGUAGCUAGCCUGCGGAGGUCAAUGACCCUGGAGAAUGUAAAAGUUCAGGUGGGGAUAAGUUUGUCUUGUUUAUCUGAAAUCUGUCACUAUGCAGGGAGUUAGGUUUCAGAGUCUGUGGACAUGCAGCGAGGAAAUACCUAAGGAAACUGAGACCUGUCCUAGCCGUGUCUCAGUUUAUUUUACGGAUUCCGGACUGUGGAACACACAACCAAAUGUGAGAUGGGCUAGAUGCUAAUCACUAGGCUGUGGGAAAGCAAUACAUUUUUGUAAUACGUGUGGUCAGUUGUCUCACAUAAGCGUAGGUAAGUGUGCAACAAAUUUUGCACAAUAGGCUAUUUUAAAUAUUCUGGGAACCAGGCCCCUUUUCUCUGGGGCAACAACAGGUCACUGAGUCCGUGUUUGGGUGCAAUACAAAUGAACACAGUUGGGGUUCACCUUUCACUUAGGGAUUUGCAGCACUGUAGUGUGGUAUAAUGCUCUAAGACAUGUUAGGCUGUUUAUUUUUAGCACUGAAGGAAAAUUAGAAGUGGAUAAUUCCUUAAAGAAACUGGGGAAACUCAGACUAAU